Molecule: messenger RNA, 3094 nt
Organism: Striga asiatica
Lineage: Eukaryota; Viridiplantae; Streptophyta; Magnoliopsida; Lamiales; Orobanchaceae
Source: the annotation of a GenBank genome assembly
UGGGUCACAGCAGCACCCCCGGACCCGUUUGUAGCUGCAGAAAGAGGGGAAAGUAAUAUAUUUCUCCUUACUUCAUAUCAAUUUCGAACCCUAGGAUCCUGAACGACCCUUGUGUGAAAUCGCUCUCAAUAAUUUUGAGAAUUGGCAAUGGGAGCUAGUCGGAAGCUACAGGGAGAGAUUGAUCGAGUUCUAAAGAAGGUUCAAGAGGGUGUCGAUGUAUUUGAUAGCAUUUGGAACAAGGUUUAUGAUACGGACAACGCAAACCAGAAGGAAAAGUUUGAGGCGGAUUUGAAGAAAGAGAUAAAGAAGUUGCAGAGGUACAGAGACCAGAUCAAGACGUGGAUACAGUCCAGCGAGAUCAAGGAUAAGAAGGUUAGUGCCUCUUAUGAGCAGGCUCUGACGGACGCUCGAAAGCAAAUUGAGCGCGAAAUGGAGCGCUUUAAGAUAUGUGAAAAAGAAACAAAGACCAAAGCAUUCUCCAAAGAAGGCCUUGGCCAGCAACCUAAAACGGAUCCAAAGGAGAAAGCUAAAUCAGAGACAAGAGAUUGGUUAAAUAAUGUGGUUAGCGAGCUGGAAAAUCAAAUAGAUAGCUUUGAAGCUGAAAUAGAGGGACUUUCUGUUAAAAAAGGGAAGACAAGGCCUCCCAGACUGUCCAGUUCAAUUGACUUGCACUUGCAUUAUGCAAAUAUCAUUGUUUUGCAGACGCAUCUAGAGACAUCCAUUGCUCGGCAUAAGGCUCAUAUUAUGAAGUUAGAAUUAAUUCUAAGGCUGUUGGAUAAUGAUGAAUUGAGUCCAGAGCAAGUCAAUGAUGUGAAGGAUUUCUUGGAUGACUAUGUGGAAAGAAAUCAGGAGGAUUUUGACGAAUUUAAUGACGUUGAUGAGCUCUACAGUUCUUUACCUCUAGACAAGGUGGAGUCACUUGAAGAUCUAGUUACUAUUGUCCCUCCUGGUCUUGUUAAGGGUGUCAGUGCCUCCACUGCUCUAAGUAUGAAACCAUCUUUAACUGCUGUACCUACCCAAGUUCCAGCAGCUACAUCAGCUUCCAUCCAGCAAGUUACUUCCACUCACGAUCAUGUAGAAGAAACAACUCUCCAGGAUGAUGCUGUUGCAAGAACUCCGCCUCCUAAAAGUAGUCCUCUUAGUUCCUCUGCACCACAAACACCAGCAGCAGGGCACGCAACUCCUGCCAUUACAAGUGCUGCCAGUGUUUCAUCUCCGGUGGCUGUACCAGGUGCUGCAAAGGAAGAGGAAAUUACUAACAUCCCUGGACAUAAACCGUCACCAGCUCUCGCUGAAACUGGAUUAAGAGCUAUUGGUAGAGGUGGCCUACCUAGUCAAUCGACAUCUAAUGUCCCUGCAACCUCUGGAAACGUAAGUUCCAGUAAUGGAGCUUUUGGUACCAUGUCUUUGACUUCUGAGGUGGGGAAGAAAAAUAUUAUGGGGCCUGAUGACCGGAAUAGUGGAAUGGUCCCUUCUCUAGUGUCCCCUAUAAGUACUAGAGUAAUCCUGCCACAAUCUGCCAAGGCUAGUGAUGGACUUGGAUUGGCUGAUACGGGAAAUGUUGGCGAUGCUGCAACUCUGGGCAGCAGAGUUUUCACUUCUUCUGCGGUUCCGGGUAUUCAAUGGAGACCUGGAAGUUCAUUCCAAAACCAGAACGAGACCGCACAGUUCCGUGGAAGAACUGAGAUUGCUCCUGAUCAAAGGGAGAAGUUUCUACAACGAUUUCAGCAGGUACAGCAGCAAGGCCAGACUAAUCUUCUUGGUAUGCCUUCUCUUGCUGCUGCUGGAGGGAAGCAGUUCUCUGCCCAGCAGCAGAACCUACUCCUACAGCAGAUUGAAACUUAUUACUCUUGUUAUAACCACUCUCAGUUCAAUGCUCAAAGCUCGUCUCUCACUCCCCAACUUGGGUUGGGGAUUGGACUUCAAGCUUCAGGUCUUAACAGUGCUGCAACACCUGCUUCACUGCAACCACAGACAAGUGCAACCCACCAACCAUCUAAUCAGCAGCCAAUCAUAUCGUCAACAUCUAAGGAUGCGGAAACUGGGCUCACAAAAGUUGAGGAAGGAUAUCAGCCUCCCAUUGAAGAUGCAUCCUCAGAUUCUGGUUCUAACAUUGGGCCCGGGAAAAACCUCAUGAAAGAAGAUGAAUUGAAAACUUCUUAUCCUUUAGAUACUGCGGCUGCUGUUGCUGAUGGUACGGUUGCUGAACCUUCACAAGUGGUUCGGGAAAUAGACCUAUCCCCAGGACAACCUUUGCAGCCGACUUCAUCUGCUGGAAGUCUUGGCGUUAUUGGUCGUCGAAGUGUAUCUGAUCUUGGUGCUAUUGGAGAUAACAUCAGCGCUUCAACUGCUAAUUCGGGAGGAUUGCACGAUCAGUUGUACAAUUUGCAGAUGCUCGAGGGUGCUUAUUAUAGACUUCCUCAACCUAAAGAUUCUGAAAGAGCAAAGACCUAUACUCCAAGGCACCCAGCAGUCACCCCCCCAAGUUAUCCUCAAGUACAGGCACCUAUUGUCAACAAUCCUGCCUUCUGGGAGCGGUUAGGUGCAGAUACUUAUGGCACAGAUACACUGUUCUUUUCGUUUUAUUAUCAACAGAAUACAUACCAGCAAUAUUUGGCUGCUAAGGAAUUGAAAAAGCAGUCGUGGAGAUACCACAGAAAAUACAACACAUGGUUCCAACGGCAUGAAGAGCCAAAAGUUGCCACAGAUGAUUUUGAACAGGGGACUUACGUGUACUUUGAUUUUCACAUUGCCAACGAUGAACAACAUGGAUGGUGUCAGAGAAUCAAGACGGAGUUCACAUUUGAGUACAGUUAUCUUGAAGAUGAUUUAAUCAUAUGAAUGCUACCUCUCGCAGUAAAUCAUGUCUACUUUUCUUGUAGUGUCACCCCAUACUGCGUUGAGUUCAAAAAUCCAUCCCUAGGUGACUAUUAUCCUAUCGUUUAUGAAAUAAGUUGAACAGCCAUGAGUUGCAGUUGGCUUGUUGCUUUGUCUUUGACAUCUUCUCUAUGGCUUGAAUAGUGGAAAACUUGAAAAACUAAUAUACCAACCCUUUGUCUCCUUUACUUCUUAUUUGCCUCCUUUGUCUUUGACA